GAGAGAGAGAGAGAGAGAGAGAGAGAGGUGAACAGUUCUGUUCUCUCAGUAAAGAUGUGGCUCUGUGUGUUUCUGCUCUACUCUGUGCUGCAGGAAUCUUCAGGUUGCACUGUAGAGCGAGGAGUGGGAGCAACCAUCACCAAAUCUGUGGGAGAUUCUGUGGUGCUGCUGUGCUCCUGUACAAAACAAACAAAGGUUAAUCCACAGACAGUGCAGUGGGGAUAUAGCAAGAAGUUCGUAGGAGGCGACUACACAGCUGAACACUCAGUGUUUCUAAAGAACGGCAGUCAGAAUCAGCGCUACAGAGACAGAGUUCAGAGACUGAACCAGAAUAAACCAGGAGAUUUAUCUCUAAUCAUCUCUCACCUCACUGAGGAAGAUGAAGGAACUUAUCUGUGUGGAGUCAAAGGGAAAUAUAACAGAUCUAUCAUUCUCUAUGUCAGAGGCUGUGCUGUGCUGGAACAAGGGGAGAGAAUGUUCUCCAGAUCUCCAGGAGAGUCUGUUCUGCUGCCCUGUCCCUGUCCCACAGACCAACACAAGAUCAACCCUGACAGAGCUGCGCUCUGUCAGAGAUUAAACAGACUGUUCCAGUCAGUAGAUCCUCAGGAGAGUCUAUUCUUCUGUCCUGCACCUGCACUGACCUGCAGGACAGACCUGAGAGAGUUCAGUGGAGAACACCAAACCAUGAAGAUCUCCUUCAGCACUACAGUGGCCGAGUUCAGACGUUGA
Messenger RNA from Colossoma macropomum (tambaqui), 729 nucleotides. Its product is annotated as polymeric immunoglobulin receptor-like. Lineage: Eukaryota; Metazoa; Chordata; Actinopteri; Characiformes; Serrasalmidae. The transcript has 4 exons. Gene Ontology annotation, biological process: T cell costimulation; negative regulation of T cell proliferation; cell surface receptor signaling pathway. Bases 55 to 729 code for a protein of 224 amino acids. The record is from RefSeq and is a predicted model, not a curated record. Gene Ontology annotation, cellular component: external side of plasma membrane.